AUGGCAGCUCGGAGGAUUGGUCAGUUUGUUCCAGAUUGGAUUAAGAUUGCGACUAAAGUUCCCAACGAAGCAAAACCGAAUAUGAAUUCUCUUAGGAUGCAGUAUGAGACUAUUAAGACAAGGUGAGGGAAUACUUAAUGCCAUCAUGAAUCGAAGUACGUGCAUUUCGUGCAGAUACUGAUACAAUACAUGCAUUCUGAUUCAGUGUAAUGGGCAUCUGUUUAGCAAUUCUCAUGCGUAUAUUUGUUUUUACGUUAUAUUCUUCUAAAUCCUGUGUUCAGUUUCUUUAUUUUUGCGUUAAUGCUAUUGCAUAAUUGCUGAUCUGAGAUGUUUUAAAUAUUACAAACUGUUUUUCACUGAUAUUGUUAUUGACCUCGGUUGUUCAAACGUUGGAUAGCGCUCUCCAUCGGAUAAGUCACUGUCCAGUGGAUAAUUACUAGGGAAAUUAAUUGCAAUAUCCAUUGGAUGGAGAUAAAUCAAGUGGAUAGCAUAAUUCACCUUUCGAACAGCAUACUGAGGUAUGAGUUCCCUGAAAGGAACUACAUGUAGCUCUCUUAUUUUUAGGGAGACGGAUAAAGCGGCCCAUAUGUGUCAUGGUACGGUGGCAAAUCUCACAGCAAAACAACAAGAAAUCAAGGCAAAACUAUGUCAAUUCAUGAUAAAAACUAGAGAUUAAAAAAAAAAAAAAAUUCAGAAAAAAAUACCACCGUGGAAGAAGGAUGUUUUGUGGUUUGUUUGGGUGAAAAAGGGCAGGCAGAUGAAGUGGCUAACACUUUUGCCAUUAUCUUUAUAAAAUUUGGUUGUUUUGUGGUGAGUUUGCAUUGUGUUUCUGUAUGGUAACAUUGCAAUGUGAUAUAUUGUACUCAUCACAUUAUUUUUGCUGUUUCAUUAUAUUUUAGUGUGUUUAUAGGACAUUGUCUUAGUUAAAUGGGCUAGGAAGUGCUUUUUAAGAUAGUUUCAUUAUACUUACAAGUGAUCACAGAAAUGACUGAAAGUAAGCACAUUGUACAGCUGUACAUGUAUAUUAAGCUAUAAAGCAGAGGAAACCUAGAGAAAAUCCUAAAGGAUGCACAGAUGGGUAAACAUGGCGAAGAUUUAAACCGAUUGCAUAUGGAUUAACUCAAAAAGUGUCUUUUUUCAAGUUUGCCUUAAUUUGUAUGCAUGUGUGGCUUGAAAUUCUCAGGAGUCAUCAACUUUGUUUUUAUUAUGUGGUGAUGAUUAAUUUUGUCAGUAAAUGAUGUUUCUUUCAUCAAUUUGUAGGCUAAAUCUCCCAGUUAAAGUUUCUUUAACUGAAGUUUCUGGUUAAAUAAUAAAAAAAUUGCAUGUCUUAGAUGCAUAGAAGGUUGCCAAGAAGGAAAAUUGGUGAAGAUCAAAUUUGCAGAUUUUUUGCAUGCCAAACUCUAUUUUUCAUCAGAGUGUGAAGAGGACCUAAAGUACUUGAAGAAAUUCAUCAGGCUUUUGAAGUUAAUAUCGAUUUAAAGUCCUCAAAACAUAGCCAGUCUUAAUGUCUUAAUGAUGCUGACAGUUUUGAUGACUGUCAGCCAUCUUUCUCAAAACUUGGAAAACAUUAAAAGUGUCAGAAGCCUUAAAUAGGCCUCUGAAGGGCCUAAAGUAGCAAAAAUAGAUAAUUUUCUUAGACCAUAGUUGUCAGCCAAAUUGCAACAUGCAAGAAAUAACUCAUUUAUUGUAAGAAGCUGUCAGUUUUGUUUGUUGUUGUACUUUGUAGCCUGGAUGCAGUUGCAGCCAAACCAGAGCCAAUUAACUGGGAUUAUUAUGCAAAGAACAUUGCCAAACNGUCUUAAUGAUGCUGACAGUUUUGAUGACUGUCAGCCAUCUUUCUCAAAACUUGGAAAACAUUAAAAGUGUCAGAAGCCUUAAAUAGGCCUCUGAAGGGCCUAAAGUAGCAAAAAUAGAUAAUUUUCUUAGACCAUAGUUGUCAGCCAAAUUGCAACAUGCAAGAAAUAACUCAUUUAUUGUAAGAAGCUGUCAGUUUUGUUUGUUGUUGUACUUUGUAGCCUGGAUGCAGUUGCAGCCAAACCAGAGCCAAUUAACUGGGAUUAUUAUGCAAAGAACAUUGCCAAACCAGGGAUGGUAGAAGCUUUUAGGAAAGCUGUAAGUUGUCUUUAUUUGUUUUUGUUUAUUGUGAAUCUAUAAGCAGCAAUACAACUGGGUACUUCUGGAUUACCAUAAUUGGUGUUGAGUUAAUUAUGCAUGUAUGCAGUACUAUUUUUAUUCAUUUGUAUAUAAAUUCAAGUUGUGUCUAGGAAGAAUAAAAUUUUAUUGAAACAAUGGAGUGCUUUUCAACUUAGAGGCAAAACUUUUGCUGAGCAACCCUUUUUCAAUGCCACAAACUUAGCUUGAUGAGGUUUACAUGUAAGUCUUAAUUUGGUUCGCAUACACCUAACAGUGGCUGAAUGUUGUGAUCAGUAUUCUGUUAACGAUUUUCAUGGUUUGUCCAAUCUUGAAAAGAUCUUGAAUUUUACCAGUUGUCUUGAAAAGUCCUUGAAUUCAGUUUAAGUUCUUGAAAAGUACUUGAUUUCUUUAUCAGGUCUUGAAAAGUCCUUGAAAUUCACAACAUUGUCUAUGCCAGACAACUUUUUUGUGUAAAAUUAUAUUAUUUUGCUAAGGCAAAUUUGGCUCAUCCUCAGUGUAAGAACCUGUAAAACUCACGGGUAAUGUAAAACAUUUUUGUGAAUGAACAAUAUUUUAUUAAUUCUGUUUCUUUAUUUCAAAUGCUAUUUCUCUGCUUUCAAGUCAUACAGUGUACCUAGUCAUUUUGCAAAGUCUUGUGGCGGAAACUAGCAUAAAAUAACGUGAUCAAUGAUGGCCAAAGAAGGAAAAAUCGUAUAAAUGACUCCAUGACGUGUUUUAGCUAAUAGGGGGAUCAACGGUGAUUAAAGAAUGUAUGUAGCCUGCAUACAGCUGUAACUAGUGCUUUAUGAACCACACGAAGUGAACAUGGCAUUUUGUGAGAGACGAGCGCGAAUCGCAAGGUGAGGGGUGGAGAAAAAAUAAAGCGCCUGUCACCAGUCCAUUGUCCUGGCUCUUCCGCCCAUCCAUGCCCACAGAUAUUGACUGACAGCGGUGGUGGCAAAAGGUCCAAUCAAAACACGGUCCAUUAUAUCAUUUGCACGAAAGUUGUCACCUCUCUGGCUACCAGAAACACCUACAGUUAUUGUAGCAUAAACUACAGAAAAUAUUAACUGUAUUAGUGCAUUAAACACCUCUAAAAUUAAUGUAAGACUCAGCGCAGCAAAAAUUAAGAUUUGCACAGUCAAAGUUUAGAAUACCCAAACACAGCGGUGAGAAAGAAAGAGGGAAAACCUGUUGUUCAAACAAACUCGAAGGUCGUGUUUUAUGAGUUGUGUUUGGCCUGUCAACACUUUAUUUCGAAAAGUUGGUAAAUCAGGCUUUUUCCAAAGUAAACCCAAUUGAAAGCAAUCUAAGAACUUCCUUCCUCUUUAACAAUAAAUAUAAACAUUUCUUUUGUUUUUCUUUUAUAUUUGGAACAUUUCGGAAAUAAACAAAGAGCUUCUCUAACAGUAUUGUCAAAAGAACAUGACUGCAUGACAGCAAUUUGUACUUCCAGACAAACAUGCCAGAAUUUUGCCAGAACUACACAUCAUCAAUUAACAUGACAUUCAUGUAGUGAAUGUGGGAAGAGCCAAAACAAUGGACUGGUAACAGCUGCUUUAUUUUUUCUCCUCUCCUCGCAUCACAAUUUGCACUUGUCUCACAAUUCACACAAAGUGCCAUGUUUGCCUUGCUUGGCUUAUAAAGCGCCUGUUAUGCAGGCUACUUCAUAUGCUGCAUCUUUAAAAAUAUACCUUACUUUUACUAAAAUAAUAAUAAUAAUGAUACUGUGAAACACUAGUUUUUGAAUGUCUUUUUAAGUACGGGCAUUUCUCAAAUAUCGCUACAUUAACCCAUUCACCCCUGUGUUGUCCUUAAACACCUGUGUUGAUCCAUGUCCCUUGUACUCAAGAUAGCCUGCGUUGCAGUGGGCCCACGCACUUGUCUAAACCAUUUGUGUAGUCCUUCUGUGAAUUAGUGCACAAAAGCUCGUUCUAAUAUCCUGCAGAGUUGCAAGGACAUAUGUGAGCGUUUCUGGUAGGCGGGUUUCUUACGGGUUUCUUGCGAGCCUCACAAUUGGCCUAAUUUUUAUGUGUGCGUGACAGUUGGGCGCAGUGACAUGUCAAAAUUCACAGAAGGGAGUUGGCAAGGAUCGUUUACAGUAAUCAAUGAAAGAUUAGUUCCAACUUUAAAGCCAUCUUCUGAGCAAAAAAGUGCUUUGAGAUAAUUCCUUCAAGGCCAGAAUUUGCUUGUAAAUUUGCUGGCUGGUUUUCCAGUGUCUUCCAAUCGCUGCAGAUGCACUACCGCAUAUUCUGCAAUCUAGCCGACAGUUCUAGAGUCAAAACAAAUCAGGAAAUCAUCAUGAUAUUCACGAUAAAAAAAACUACACACAUGUAGCUGUUCAGGUCCAGGCAUUUCAUUGAAAACCAAAGAAACUAAGGUUACCGUAUUUAGCUGCAAUAAAAAAGCUUAAGGCUUAAACAGAGGUAAAAAUCAUUUAUAAUGCAUCUGUGAUCAAAUCCUCUCAGAAAACAUUUCCCAAAAAAUAAACCACAGGAACUAAUUACUCAAUAUGCAUGGAGCAGACCAGCUUCACAACCUCUAAAUGUAGCUAAAGGUGAGACUCAAAGUGGCAAAAAAAAUUUGCUCAGUCAAAUUGUAGAAUACUCCAUGCACUGUAUAAAUUACGCAAAAAGAGGGCAAGAAAAACAUCUGCUGUUCAAGCUACUCUAAAGUCACGUUUCACACUAUCACAAGCUCUUUCUCUCUUGUCACGAGCUAUGAGUCAUGUUUGGCCUGUCAACGCGUAAUUCAAAUUGGACUUAUCACAAACUGCGUGAGAAACUAGCCAAUCAAUAAUGCCGACAUAUGUCCUUGCGACUCUACGGGAUUCAAACACGAUAUUGUGCACUAAUUCGCAGACGCAUUAUAUAGUAGGUUUAGAGCAUCUGCGACCCAGGCUAACUUAAGAAGUCAACAAUUUUAACAGUAACAGUGGAGCUCAAGCGGCUGAGCACUAUGGGUAAGAAAAUUUGGUUCUAUAUGCAUCCGAGAAAUUUUGGUAAUAACGUGACCGUAUGCAUGCCCGUCCGCACCACAGGCAUAGGUAAAGGUAGAAAGUGAAAAAAAAAUGAAAAUUGGUGGUGAGAAAAUGAGAAAUGCUACAUGUAGCAGCCAGCAAGGUGAAAAUGAGUUGCAGUGAAAAGAAAAAGCAAACAGUAACAAAACCAACAAAACUUUUGGUGAGCUACUAUGACUUUUCCUAUACAAGAUGACAGUGUAACUACAUGUAGGAAGUUUCAUGUUGUACAUGUAGAUGUGCAAAACAACGUCAAUGGAAUGUACAAGAAAGUAUGCUGCACGUUUUUUCUUUUCUAAUUAGACCUACUGAUUUUUUGCUGUUCUCGUUGCUGUCGCCGUUUAGCAUUACACGAUUGUAUCUUUUUGUCUGACUGAAUUAUGAGUAUAUUAAUGAGAGCUUUGCUUUUAUCCCUGGCUAAAUCUAUUUAGACAACUUUGACAUCUAACUUAGGAGGGUGAAGAGUUCUUUCAAACCAUACCUAAAUGCACCCAAAGUCAAGUAACUUUCAAAUAUUUUAAAUAAGUAAAUAGAACUCAUCACAAUACAUGUAAGUAUUACUGAGAGCUACUAAACAUACAAUGUAGUAUCUAUUGUUUGCCUCAGUAUGUCUUAUCAGUUGAAUAAUAUGCUUUUGCUGCAGUAUGAGGCGAUAACUGUGCCUUACCCAAAGGACAAGGAAACACCAAUCAUUGACCAGAAAGAGAAGGAAUUGGUAAGAUAAUGAAACAAAAAAUCUACCUACUAUAUGUAAUAAUUUUGUAGAAUAAAUAUAUAAACUAAUUAAUUCACUAAUUUAUUACUGCUACAUGGAAGUACAUGUAAUUAUGACUGGAUUAAAUGAAACUGGAAUUUAGUAGUUUCUGAUCUCUAUGAAACUAGCCCCAGUCAUAGUACUAGUGAUCAACCCAGUGGAUUUGUAUUUGGAAAACCUCAGCUGUAAUAAUUGCACUAUCCAUUGGAUAGAGAUUUUAUCCAAUGAAUAAUGCAUGAUUCUAUUUGCUUUUGGAGCAACUGGGGCCAGUUCCUGUUGAUUCUUUAUGCAAACCUGGACCAGCUUGCAAAGAAUGUAGUGUCUGAUAGCCUGGGGCUAGUGGAUUUUGCAAUGGGCUAGUGAAUCCUAUUCUUUACUUGCCCGAAGGGCAAGUGAAGUUUUUUGGGAAAUUCAGAAAUUCAGAUUUUUGAGCUGCUUAAAGGACUCUUGGGCUAGUACAUACUAGCAAUAACUUGCCCGAAUGGCAAGCCUUAAAACCGACUUUCUUUGCACCCUGCUGUACGUUAGUGCUCCAGAUAGUCCAUUAUUGGGCUGCCCAUGAGGGCAAUGCCCAAUUAAGAAAUAAGAGGCAACUUCUUUCUAUGUAAAGAAAAGACAAAAUGUCAGAUGGAACUCCCAGAAGGCUUUGCGUGUCCCAUUCCUCCUUCAGUGGGGCCAAUUUUUGCAGGAAGGGGACGGGUCAUUUCAGGUCCUCCAGCUAACAGAUUUGGAAGUCAAUUUGGAAUGAUCAACACAAAAUUAUUGACCCAAUGACCCCCUUUCCCCGCCCCCCCGCCCCCAUAUGGAAGUCUUGUUUUCUUAAACCUUGCUGUAGUUAUUACCAGUUCAUGUCAGAGAAGAAACAAAUUGGCAAAUUAUUGUGCUCUUUCAUAGCUUGGUAGCACUGUACUCAAUAUACAACACACUGUGACAUGAAUUUCAUGUACAGUAAGGAUGGAUUAGUCUAAUAAGCUUUAAGGUCCUAAACAGUAGCCAUGAAUUGAAGUCACCAAACAUAAAAGUUUUCUUUUUUCACGCACAGGAGGAGCAUGCUGUUAAGACAGUCAAGCUUGCUAAUGAAGAGAUUGCUAGAUAUGAAGCUGAGGUAUGAAAGUGAAGCAGAAAAAAUACUAAUGUCACAGCAAAUAAAAUCCGUAGCAGUAUUAAUUUUUAUUGGUUAGGUUUUAGCUUGAGUUCAUCGUAACCCUCACUGCCAGGUGUUUUCACAUGGUGUCCCAUUGGCCAUUAUUGAUGUUCUGAAAACUGACAAAACUAAAACAGUGGCCAUAAUUUAUGGUGUUGGAAUUCUCUUUUCUUAAGUGAACACUUUACUUUUUUCCAGUAAACUAAACAAAUCUGAAGAUCACAUGAAUGAAGAAGUAUCAUGUGAAAUUACAGUGAAAGGAAGUCUGGCCUGCACAAUCUAUUUACUGCCCAAUAAAUAACUGAUAGCAACUGCUACCAUUUGAUUGAUUACAAUCAAUACUUGGUGACCAGUCAAUGCUUACAGUUUCAAUUUGUGGUUUUAAAUGCGAAUUGGUUAACAAUGCAAACAAUAUUAACUUAAUUAGAUCCAACUGUUAGACAUUAUAAUUAUUCAAUAGUCUUUCUUCAAUGCGUUAUUAAAGGCAAGCAUAUACUGUAGCUAAUAGUUAAUCAAACGCAAGGACCGCAAUGAUUUAUCAGGGCUGUACGUCUUAAUUUUGGGAAGCACUCUCUUUAAUGUUGAAUUUUGCAAACGUCCCUAUUCGAGGACCAGCCUCUUUUACGGGGGAAAAAAGGCGAAUAAUGAGGUGAAGCGGGGAAACAGGGCCAAAAAAUUAUCCUAGUGGGGGAUGGGAGGUUGGGCAGUACAGGGGGAAAGGGCGGUGGCGCUGUCCCUUCCUCUCUUCGGUCCCCCUCUAUUCACCUCUUUCUUCGCGCCCUCCUUGAUACUGGUUAUUCGCCCAUUGUGCCCGCCGAGGAGCUGGUCCUAGUCAAACACAACCCUUACUUGGGAAUCUGGAAACUUCUAAAAUGCCCUCAGUCGUAAACCCAAGACAAAGUUAACCACUUUCGAACAAAAGACAUGUUACCCAAGAAAAAAUAGAAAUGGUUUGAGAGUAAGUUCCUGAAGCGAUCUUGUUUUGAAUUUGCAGCUACAGAAAAUCAAGUCUAUGAAACCAUUUGAAGAAAUGACGGUAAGCUCAAAACUGCAGCGAAACCUAGAUCCUCCGACCAUUUGUUUACCCAAACCAGGUUCAUGUCAGUGUCUAGCCUAAAAUUCUUAAAAUUAUAAUAGCUGAAUUUUUAACACGUUUAUCACAAAUUAUUUUUUAGUCAUGUAAUAUAGUUUGGGGUUACAUGUAAUGAUAGGCCCUUUGCAGAACUUUGUCCUGUGCUUGUAUGUCACUUAGCAACAGUUCGCUCGAUGGCAAGCCAUCCACGCGUUCAUUCUGAUCACAAAGCUCUGAAUGCGAUCGAUUGAAGCAUUCCUAGUAAAUUUUCCUGUUGAAGAUUUGCCGAAAUGACUGGACUAGAAAACAUAAGAGACGCUUGGAUUAAUCUACAGGAAAGCCUCGCCUGAUUUUACCUGUAUUAAAGUAUGGCGAAAGAUUUGAACUCGUGACUUUAGUGGAACAAAUCCAUUAGGGGCUCGUUUCGCAAAAGUCCCGGUUACUUUUCGGACCCGAAGGCAAAUUUUAAAAUCAAAACCCAAGGAAAUACAGUAGCAUGGGUCCUAGGUCACAAACCAGUCCAAUUUGUUUCUUUAACUGAUAGUUUUGUUGCAUGACCUUCAAAACUAUUAAUACCCCGAUCAUGGAUAUAAAUAAACAUGCAAGCAGAGAACAGCUUUUCGGGCCUUUCGAGAAAAGGGUUUGAAUGCAAAACUUCUGUAUUUGGUGACCGGUCAUCCGUUCCCGUUCGGUAACGUCUCAAGACGUUUCGCUCACGAAACAAAACGAGCCAGACGAGCGCUACACAUGUAUAUACCUCGUUCUUUCAUUAAAGUCGAAUACAUUGUGUAUAACUUGUUCCUUAAGACCUGGCACGGCGAAGCCUAUCUCCCUUUCGUAAACGGUCUAUGCCAUUUUUAACUCGUGGGUACGCGCGAGCUUACCACGAGUUAUUGCAGGGACAGGGAUAUGCAAAUGAGUCACUCGCUCACUCGUAGUAGACGCACUUCGUAAUUAAUCGGGUCUGAACCCGAGAGCGCGAAGAUCUAUCGUUUCCAAAGAAGCACGCGCUCGCCGAAGUUCGGUGGCAUCAAAUUCCUCGCUGAGAGCGUGCAUCGUGCGCUACAGCACGGUUACAGGAUAGAGGUCUUACCGAGUUUAAUACACGCAGGAAUCUUUCAGAUUAGUACGAUUCAAGAGCCUUUGACUCGUCCAGGCGUUAAACUUGACGAGAAGAUGAGCAUUAAUAUGCUCUUCAACUCCUUCAACUUCGACGCUGGCUUGAUCUCCUUCCUUGUAGUAUUGUAGUAGGUUAUGUGUAUGAAUGAAUGUAUGGUAAAUAAAGGCACUUCUUCUUCUUUUCCUAAAAUUUACUGUGGGAAAACCAGAGGUGAUAACUAAUUGAUUAUUUUCUAAACAACGUACCCACGAGUUGACGAUAGUCUUUCUUUGAUUAACGGUCGAUGCCACGAUUGGUAACCGAGCCUUUAGUCACGAUUGAUGUAAUAUAUAGAUAAGCCGGGCUAAAAGCGAAGCUCUCGAUAAUAUUUAUAUUUUAAAAUACAUUGGUAUGCCUGUGGUGCGGACGGACGGUCAGGCGGUCGGUCGGUGUACGGUCACGUGAUUACCAAAUUUUCUCGGAUGGGUAGUUUACUACAUUUUCUUACCCAUGGUGCUCCGCUGCGCGCGCUUCGCGCGCGAGAGCUCCGCUAUUAUAUUCCCAGGAUUAAAUUACAAUAAGGCAAAUAAUACGUUUUUGAAUANUACAUUGGUAUGCCUGUGGUGCGGACGGACGGUCAGGCGGUCGGUCGGUGUACGGUCACGUGAUUACCAAAUUUUCUCGGAUGGGUAGUUUACUACAUUUUCUUACCCAUGGUGCUCCGCUGCGCGCGCUUCGCGCGCGAGAGCUCCGCUAUUAUAUUCCCAGGAUUAAAUUACAAUAAGGCAAAUAAUACGUUUUUGAAUAGUCCUAGAAAGAACGACGUUGAAUCCCAAGUUGAAUUUACAUUAAAAGUUAUGGAAAGGGCUAGAGUCACUUGUUAUUGAUGUAACAGUUGAGAAAGACAAUUUGCUUGAGUAUGCACUUAAAUUUUCCCAAAUUUUGGGGGGUCGGUAUUGUAGUGUAGUGAUGAGAGAGAGAGAUAGAAUACGAAAGGUCCGGGUUCGAACGCUGUGUUGGGAUUUUCUUUCUUUUUAAUAGAAACACUCUCAAAAGCAGGUCAAAAUUUUUCUGAGUGUCUUAGAAAUGGCAGCAAGCUUUAACGAAAGGGACAACUGCCACGGCGAAACGACUUCAUAGGUUGGCGAAGAGGACGUCGGCGAAACGAUUGUAAAUUCUGUUUUACAAGUACCAGCUAUACAGUGUUAACCACUUAGCCACGCUGUUUGCUUGCCUUUUUACUUGAAGUUUGUUUGACAGUCUAACGUAAUAGUAACAAUUGGUUCCGUGAUUUAUAUUUUUCAUUUUUAAUUUCAAGGUGGAUGAUUAUCUUGCGCUCCACCCGGAAAUCAGGAAGCAAGCAGAGGCGGAAAUCGCAAGGAAUGACUGGAGUCAUUAG
Messenger RNA from Porites evermanni, 10620 nucleotides. Lineage: Eukaryota; Metazoa; Cnidaria; Anthozoa; Scleractinia; Poritidae. The record is from the annotation of a GenBank genome assembly.